Messenger RNA from Exophiala aquamarina CBS 119918, 894 nucleotides. RefSeq lists its product as uncharacterized. The record is from RefSeq and is a predicted model, not a curated record. Gene Ontology annotation, molecular function: oxidoreductase activity. Bases 1 to 894 code for a protein of 297 amino acids. The transcript has 6 exons. Lineage: Eukaryota; Fungi; Ascomycota; Eurotiomycetes; Chaetothyriales; Herpotrichiellaceae.
AUGUCUUCACUAUCUGUGGCCGAUUUGUUUGGAGUUCGGGGGCGAGUCGCGCUGGUGACAGGAGGAUGCAGUGGAAUCGGGUUGAUGAUCGCGAAGGGGCUGGUCGCAAAUGGUGCCAAAGUAUAUGUGACUGCGUUACCCACCGAUGAUAUUGAUGGCGCUGUCGCUGAGCUGCAGGAGCUUGGCAAGGCUGCUGGUGGACAAGCCAGAGGAUUUCCAAGCGACUUGUCAACCAAGGAGGGCAUCUCGGCGAUUGCCCAAGAGAUUGAAAAAUAUGAGAACCAUUUGGAUAUUCUCUGCUCGAACGCAGGGAUUCGACGAGACCCUCCACAGAUGUGCAAUGUCAAAACAGCAUCCCUGGACGAACUUCAAGCAUCUUUGUGGUCAUCCAGUCAUUCGGAUUGGAACGACACCUUCCAGACCAACGUUACAGCGCAUUAUUUCUUGUCCGUUGCACUCCUGAAGCUGCUUGUGGCUGCAAGCAAGCUUGAGCUGGAGGGUGGACUCCGGGGCAGGGAUGUGGGCCGAGGAGUCAUGAUCAUCACCAGCAGCUGUGCUAGUAUGCACAAUUGCACCAACGUCGAUUUGACCAGCUAUGCCAGCAGCAAAGCGGCGAUUGAUCACUUGGUGCCAUUACUGGCAACAAAGUUUGCAAAGUGGUAUGUGAGAGUGAACGCAAUUAACCCUGGCUUCGUGCCGAGCAGAAUGAAUCCCGUCGAGGAGGGCAACAAUCAAUUCGCGGAGCUCUUUAAAGCAAUGCCAGCCCAACGAAUAGGCCAAUCGGAAGAUAUUGUGGGAGCAGUGAUCUAUUUGAGCAGCCAGGCAGGGGCAUACGUCGAUGGCAGGUGUUUGUGCGUGGACGGUGGACGCGUCUUGGUGGCAAAUGGACAAUGA